Molecule: messenger RNA, 4449 nt
Organism: Nymphaea colorata (pocket water lily)
Lineage: Eukaryota; Viridiplantae; Streptophyta; Magnoliopsida; Nymphaeales; Nymphaeaceae
Exons: 2
Coding region: 825-1745 (306 amino acids)
Source: RefSeq, a predicted model, not a curated record
UCCCAUCAAGAAUGCCUAGAGGAAACGAUGGAGACCAUGAACCGUCGUCUACAGGCCGUCGAGCACCAGAACAAGGAGGCGGAAGCUAGGAUGCAGACGUUCAUAGCAGAGCAUUUAUCGUUGAUGUCCCUGAUGUGAGAGAUGCUGAAGCCAGGGAAGGGAGAAGGAUCUACCAGCGCUGAUCGCCCGGAGACAGCAGACGGUGAGAUGAGACCUCCUCCAUCUUCUUCCCUAACUUCAAUUCCGCCACUGCAUCCACCUCCUCCGCCGUCAGCAGAAGGUACACUGAUACUUUCACCGGCUGUUAGAGACAGAGGACUGGGUCCGUCACCGUGGAAGCAGCCCCGUAUGGACUUUCGUCGAUUCUCUGGUGAGGAUCCCUUCAGUUGGAUCUUCAAGGCAGAACAAUUCUUCGAUUGUCAUAACAUCAAAGGGGAUCAAUGGGACAGUCACGCCGCAGUGCACUUUGAGGGAGCCGCCAUCAAGUAGUAUAGGUGGCUCGUGACGCAGCAGGGGAGGACGACGUGAGCAGGGCUGAUCGAUGCAAUGAAGGCUUGGUUUGGACCGUCAGCGACUCAGCAUAUGUAGACUACAACCUCUAGCUGAUGAAAAUUAGACAAAAAGGCACCGCGGUUGAGUACCAAGAGCGCUUUGAGGACCUCAGCAAUAUGGUAUGGUUCGUGCCCUUAGACGCCUGAUAGGAGCGUUUGUCAGGGGACUGCAGAACUAUCUGCGCAUUGAGGUUCAGGCGGCCAAGCUUAGAAACCUAUCCGAAUGCUUUGAAUUAGCUCGACUGGUAGAGGAAAAGCAACACAGAUUGAGCUAUGGCAGUCGGAUAUUGUAUUCAGAGCGGAACCAACGUCAGCCAACAACCCUGCAUACAGAUACAACUGCAGCACCCGCAGCUACUCCGAAGGCGAACCAAAUGGGACAACAAGUGGUCUGUCGCCUUACGCCAGAUCAGAUUAAGAAGAAGCAUCUUCCAUUGUGACCAACCAUGGACACCUGGCCACACCUGUCGAAAACUUCACAUGUAUCUUGUAGAAGACGACGAUGAACCGCCAGAUGAAUUGGAAGGAGAAACUAAUCCAGCGCCAAUCGUGGGGGAAGCUGCAGUGGUUACUGAUGGUACUCCCCCUGAAAUCUCUCUCCAUGCACUGGCAGGGCACGAGGUUCCUCAGUUGAUGCGGGUAGAGGGCCAGCUUCAAGCCAGAAGGGCAAGCACCCUGGUGGCUACGGGCUCUACCCCUAAUUUUAGCUGCGAGAAAUCAGCAAGAGCUCUACGCUGCCGAGUGGAGAAUCAACUUGGGGCUACAUUGAAGUGUAGGGGCAAGUGCGCGCAAGAGAUCCUAGACAUCGAGGGUCACAAGUUUCCAGUGGAACUCUUUACGCUGGCAAUAGUAGACCUGGUGUUAGGAGUGCAGUUCCUGUGCAGCCUAGGCGAAGUCAUGUGGGACUUUGUGGGAAUGAGGACGCAUUUUGGCCAGACAAAAGAAGGGCGCCAAACUACGGAAGCAAUCCCAAGAAAACAGAUUACUAAACAAAAGACGUUGAAGAUGAUGAAGGGACCGGCGACUUCUCUUAUGCUGUUAAUGGCUAUGCUGUUAAUGGCUGUAGUAAAAUCAGAGGAAAAGACAAAACAGAAGUUGCAGGAGCAGAGACAUAUAUGCCAAGGACAUCUACAUGCCUUAUUGAAGGAGUUUAAAGUGGUUUUUGAACUCUCCAAGGGUAUGCCCCCACAGUGAACAUAUGAUCAUCACAUCAAACUCCAAGGUGGGGCUGGAGCAGUCAAUAGACGACCCUAUCGAUACAGUCGACACCAACGACAAGUGCUGGAAGAAUUGGUGAACGAGAUGAUUAAGGAGGGCAUUAUACAACCCAGUUGCAGUCCAUUUGCAUCCCCAACAUUGCUGGUUAGGAAGAAAGAUGGAGGAUGGAGGUUUUGUGUAGAUUAUGCGUGUUAAAUGCCAUAAUGGAUGGCGCCUCACAACAUGCCCAAAACUGCAUUCCAGACUUACGACGGACAUUAUGAGUUUAAGGUGAUGUCUUUUGGACUAACUAAUGCUCUUAUCACGUUUCAGUCCUUAAUGAAUGAUCUUUUCAGACCUUACCUUCUUCAAUUCAUACUCGUAUUUUUUUAUGAUAUUUUUGUGUACAAUCCAAAGGAGGAUGAGCAUUUCCAGCACCUGCGCCUAGCCUUGUCGGUAUUACAGUAGCAUGAUCUACAUGCCAGACAAUCAAAAUGUGUAUUCGAAGCAAAUCAGAUUACAUAUCUGGGUCAUGUGAUCAGUAAGGGGAAUGUUCAAAUGAAGGAGGACAAGGUGAAGGAGGUGAGGGAGAGGAAAGCACCUAGUUUGGUUAAAGAACUAAGGUCGUUUUUGGGUUUAGACUACCGAAUAUUUGUCAAGGGAUAUGGUUUAUUAGCGGCCCCUCUAAAUGAGCUGACCAAAACUGAUAAAUUCAGAUGGGGCGAGAAGGAGCAAGCAGCUUUUGAGACACUUAAACAAGCCAUCACUUCAGCGCCUGUGUUGAGAAUGCCAGAUUUCGAAGUUCCAUUUUACAUCGAGACUGAUGCCUCAUAUCAUGGGGCGGGAGCUGUAUUAGGCUAAGAACAACAUCCAAUUGCCUUCGUCAGCAAGGCGAUGGGUCCUAACUUCAAGGCCAAAUCAGCCCAUGAGCGGGAAUUAAUGGCUAUGGUGCUGGUAAAAUGGAAACAAUAUUUAAUGGGAAGAAAAUUUGUUGUGCUGACUGAUCACAGCAGUUUAAAAUAUUGUUUGCAGCAAGCUACCUUGACCCAGGCCCUACAGCUAUGGCUCCUCAAACUCAUGGACUUUGAUUUUGAAGUCCAAUACAGGAAAGGGAAGGAGAAUGUAACAGCUGAUGGACUGUCUCGUCCAAGGGCUGAGCCAAAAGAAGUAUUGAUGGCGUUUUGACAGGUGCAGGUGGACUUAUGGACAAUGAUAAAGCAAGCCCAUCAGCAAGCGGAGUCUGUGCAUAGGAUAAGAGAAAAAUUGGACAACAGCCCAAUCCAAACAUAUGGGUAUGUAUGGAGAUCCUUAUUUGUAUUAUUAAGGCAAGAUUUACAUUCCUCCAGAGACUGAAAUUCCGCAGAAUUUACUAGAGCAUUAUCAUGAUUCAAAGACAGCAGGGCUCACAGGGAUAGAGAAAACAUAUAGACACAUCAAGAGCAUGUUCUAUUGGCUAGGGAUGAAAAAGGCCAUCGCCAAUUACAUAAAAAACUUCCACAUCUGCCAACAAAAUAAAUAUGAAGCUAGGAAGCCCGCCUGACUGUUACAACCCCUGCCUGUACCAGAGUUAAUAUGGGAAGAUAUUUCCAUUGAUUUCAUAGGACUUAUAGUAUCGAGAGGAAAAUGAGUCGUUUUCAUGGUGGUGGAUCGACUGACGAAGUAUGCACACUUUAUUGCAUUAGCCCAUCCAUUUUCUGCUAAAUCAGUAGCCAAGGCAUUUCAGGAGCAAGUAGGGAAGCUACAUGGAGCUCCCCGUUCGAUAGUAAGUGAUCGGGAUUCUCUCUUUGUAAGUAGUUUUUUGAGAGAAUAUUUCCAUGUACAGGGCAGCAAACUGCAAAUGAGUACUGCCUACCACCCGCAAUCUGAUGGACAAAUAAAAAUUGUUAAUAAAAGCUUGGAGACGUACCUGCAUUGCUUUGCAGGGCAAGCGACCAAGAUUGUGGGUGGAUUACCUGUCAUGGGCAAAAUAUGCUUCAUAGGGUGGCACUCGUCCACAUGGACCACCCCAUUUGAAGUUGUUUAUGGGAGAGCCCCUCCCGAUCUGAGAAGAUAUCGACCAGGGACCGCUAAGGAGGAGGUUGACACACAACUAAGGUGCAGGGAUGCAAUUUUGAAGGACCUUAAACAACAUUUGGCCGUGGCCAGCAAUCAUAUGGUGCUGCAAUAUAACAGGCGCCACCGAGACCAGCAGUUCAAGGUAGGACAACGGGUGUACCUUAGAAGACCACCCCAUGGAUUGAGAACCAAGUCAAUGCAAGGCUGGCAUCUCGUUUUGUAGGUCCUUACCUUAUCACAAGGUGGGAGCUUUAGCUUAUGAAUUACAGCUACCAGUAGGCAGCCAAAUCCACCCUGUGUUUCAUGUGUCGAAAAUCAAGGCAUGCCAAUAAUUCUCACAGCUGAAGAGGUAAAUCUAGCACCAGCUUUGUAAGACACACCAGCAUUGUUCCCUUAUCGCAGAUUGGGCUCGCGCAAGGUAAAAAGGAAUAACAGCAAAAUUACUGAAUGGUUCAUUGAGUAGAGCAGCUACGAGGACUUAAUACCUGGGAACUUGCAGAAGAUUCCCUGAAUUCACACCUUGAGGACAAGGUGUUACUGUAAAGGGGGAAUACUUGUUAGGCGUCUGUUGAGUUGAUGCUUUCGUUUGUUUCUUAGUUGAAUAAAGGAACGGGUUAGUGGGUCAGUAAUUGGAUCCAGUACACGA